Messenger RNA from Hypomesus transpacificus, 3249 nucleotides. It is a transcript of the gene tox, whose product is annotated as thymocyte selection-associated high mobility group box. The coding region runs from base 22 to 1710 and encodes 562 amino acids. The record is from RefSeq and is a predicted model, not a curated record. Gene Ontology annotation, cellular component: nucleus. The transcript has 9 exons. NCBI's taxonomy places the organism in Eukaryota, Metazoa, Chordata, Actinopteri, Osmeriformes, Osmeridae. Gene Ontology annotation, molecular function: chromatin DNA binding. Gene Ontology annotation, biological process: leukocyte differentiation; regulation of transcription by RNA polymerase II.
UGUGUGUUUGUGUGUUGUUGCAUGCUUGUAUGUGUGUGUGUGUGUGUGUGUGUGACACCUUUAAUAAAGUCAUCUCUUCUUCUGUGUUUACAGUACGACAGUGAGACCAUGUACCUGGGUAUGCAGGAGGCGGGCCUAGACUUCAUGCCAGCCAAUCAGUUCCGCGUGCCACCCAGCCCCCACCAAUCCCAGCAGAGCGCACCCAGCCCCCACCAAUCCCAGCAGAGCGCCAAGCAGACAGGCCCCGCCUCCUGGAGAAGAGAUGGCCCCCCUUCUCACCACGACGGCCACAGGCUGCACUGGUCCUACCCUGGCUUGGGAGAUGAGGACUUCAACAUCCCCCCCAUCACUCCCCCCACCAUCCCCGAACACAUGCUGCACCCUCACCUACCAGAGUCUGAGUCUGGGACAUACCACCCGCUGGCCUCCCAGAGCGGCAUGCACCCCUUCCACCUGCAGGGAAUGGACCUGCCCGGAGUCAACGGCUCCAGCAUGAUGAGCCAAGAUGGCGGCCUGCUGAGCCAAGAUGGAGGCAUGAUGUCCAGCACCCUGUCUGUGAUGCAGCAGAUGGUAAACUCCAGGUACACCAGCAACCAGCAGUCAAUGGAGGCCCUGAGACCCAGGAACCAAUCAGGUAUGGGGCAGCAGACUCAGCUGACCACCAUAAACCAAUCACAGCUCGGACUGAGCGGGAACACCCACAAUUCCCCCUCUCCUCCAGGAAGCAAGUCGGCCACGCCCUCUCCCUCCAGCUCUGUGCACGAGGAUGAUAACGACGAGUCAGUAAAGCAGGCUGAGAAGAGACCAGCGGUGGAGGCCCCCAAGCCCAAACCCAAGACUCCCAAGAAGAAGAAGAAGAAGGACCCUAACGAGCCUCAGAAGCCUGUGUCGGCCUACGCCCUCUUCUUCAGGGACACGCAGGCGGCCAUUAAGGGCCAAAACCCCAACGCCACCUUCGGGGAGGUGUCCAAGAUCGUGGCGUCCAUGUGGGACGGGCUGGGAGAGGAGCAGAAACAGGAAUACAAGAAGAAAACAGAGACGGCCAAAAAGGAAUACCUGAAGCAGCUGGCAGCUUACAGAGCCAGCCUGGUAUCCCAGCAGAGCUACAGCGAGCCAGGGGAGGUGAAGAUGUCCCAGUCCCCCUCCAUGUUAGGAUCCAAACCCCCCGUCUACCACGGGGCAGGACAGCCUGCGCCGCACCAGCACCCCCACCCCCACUCCCACCCAGGCCUUUACAUGAGCCACCCUUACCACCACCCCUCCCACCCCCAGCACCACCCCUCCCACCCCCAGCACCACCCCCAUCCCCAGCACCACCAGGCCGGCCUCAGCCCCCACCUUGGCCUCUCCAGGGGGGUGGCUCCCCGGCCCAGUGGACCCCACUCAGGAGGGCUCUCUCUGGGCAACAUGGCUGCCGCCUCACCCCCUCCUCUCCAGAUUAGUCCUCCCCUCCACAGUCACGCUCACCUGGGGCUGCAUCACCAGCAGCAGCACAGUGGACAUAGCCUCUCCCUGCACUCUCCUUCUAUGGGACAGGGGUUCCCUCUGCAGACAGAGUUUCAGAACAUGAUCAACAUGUCUCCCUCUGGAGGUCAGGGCAUGUCCCCUCCCAUGGAGUAUGGCCGAAGCGCCCCGGGACAGCAGCUGGACUGGAACGAGUUCUCCGGUAACGGAACUCACCAGAGAGACAAACUGCUAUUCCUGACCUGAUUGGACUUGGAGUCCAGCUCCAGUGACCUCAACCCCAGCUCCUGAGAGGCUCCGGCGUGAACCAGACCAUAGCUCGACCUCAACCCCAACUGGUCAAAUCGUUGUCUACUCUUUGUGUUAACUGGACCAAGGAGCUGACCACCAACACACACACACAUAUACACAAACGCACACACAAGCACACACCACCCUGCUUCUACAACUAGGGUCUAGUCAGCACAGCUAGUUUGCCAUCCUUGUGCAGAUAGUUCCAAAACAACCACAAAUAUUUAUCACGUUUCCCAGAAUCACUUUACAAAUGUGAUGUCACAAAGCCAACAUGCUGAAGGUUCCGUUGGAGUUUGAUGAUGAUUAUGAGCAGAAUUAGCCAGCCUCCUCACACAGGGUGGUUGACCACACAAGCUAACACAUAGUCAAAUCCCAGAUGUUAAUUUAGCACUUAAGGGGCCCCUGUUUAUAUCCCAUACUGAGCUAAAGGUGAACCAAAAUCACAGAUAAUCUUUUUCAAUUGAACAUAUGGACUCUCUCGUAUCUUAUCUCUCUCUCCUUCCCUCUCUCUCUCCCUCCCUCUCUCCCUCCCUCUCUCUCUCUUUCUCCCUCUCUCCCCCCUCCCCUCUGUCCCUCUCUCCCUCUCUCUUUCUCCCCUCUCUCUUUCUCUCUCUCUCUCUCUCUCUCUCUCUCCCUCUCUGCUACUCAACUGCCUUACAGAUUGUACAGUGCACCACCCUUCUUUUAUAAACUGAUGCUCAUCCUGUAAAUAUAUCAGUUUGUGUGGCUUCUACCCCCCAAGAGUUUGAAUUUUUAAAAAGAUAAGCUUUGUCUUAAAUGCUGUUUAAGAUGAAUUGGAUCACAAGAGGGAAUUUAACCAGAUUUAAGAAGGGACAUUGAUGAACAUGGCUAUUGAAGUUAUUCAGGUUUUCAUUUGGCAUGAUUUUGUCAAUACUAUGAAAUUAAUCUGUAAGAUAAAGUUGAGCAAUUGAUGUUCAACUCGAAACUGUGUGCGCACCCUUGAAAUAGGUGCUACGAAAUGUUUGAAGUUUUGUGAAAAAUAGACCAAACAAACAACAGUUUUUUUAUUUUGUACAAAACAAAAAAAUACAUUUUUGUUCGACAGUUGGCAUAGUGCUAAUCCAGUGCUAGUCCAAAUUAUUUGAGUGAGGGUGUAGAAAGCGACGUUUAUGUCGUUAAUGAGGAGCGGGGACAGAUUGGCGGCUUCUCGCGCCAUAACCCCGACAUCUGGCUCGCUCACGCGCCGCUCAGAUUGCUGCAUCCUUGCGGAGCUUGUUCGUGGUGCGCGGCUGUGCGCGUGCCUAUUUAUAAAACAAUGAGAACUUGUAGGUGUUUUUUUUUUUUUAAGUUGAUAUGUUUAGAUAAUGAUAAUGAUGGAUGUCACUUUCUCUCUCUGUUCAAUUUAUUAUUUGGCAGAAACGACUCCAGGCAAAAAUGUGAAGAAUUCUUAUCUUAUUUUUAGUUUCUGUUUUAUUCUAAUGUGUUCUAAUGAAAAUAAAGUAAACCUGCAUUUAUGUGCAGUAAUCACUC